Messenger RNA from Mytilus trossulus (common blue mussel), 1704 nucleotides. RefSeq lists its product as uncharacterized. The record is from RefSeq and is a predicted model, not a curated record. The transcript is spliced from 12 exons. Lineage: Eukaryota; Metazoa; Mollusca; Bivalvia; Mytilida; Mytilidae. The coding region runs from base 1 to 1704 and encodes 567 amino acids.
AUGGAGAGUAGUAUAAUGGUGCCAGAAAGAAGAAGCUACAGUGAGAACCUUGAUACAACAAGACGCUGUCUAAAAUUAAGUAAAAUGUCUACCAUAAACUUAAAACAUCAUCCAGACAUUGAAUCUUCUUAUGCUGCAAUUAGAAAGUAUGAACUGGAGACCACUUCUAAGUACAUAUUAUACUACAGAGAAGCUGGUUUCAAUCAGAAAGCAGCUAAGUCACUAGCUUUUAUUAUUGAUGCCAUGUUUAUCCUUAAUACAAGUCCUCUUUCUAUUCACAAAACAUUUUCAGAAUAUGCAGCCUUCCUUUUUGACUUGUGGGUAGUACGUCAACAUCACCAACUCAAGGCCUCAGAAGUACACAUAAUAUUUGACCAUCCGAACAGAAAUGGUGUCAGUCCAAAGGACCUUGAACGAUCCAGACGUGAUUCUGAAAUACAAUCCUCAGAUUACAAAGAGAUAUGUCCAAACACAGUCUUGCCUCAGAACUGGAGAUUUUUUAUUGGUGUCAGAUUUCAGAAACGCUUACUAGUUAAUUUUCUUUCAGACAAAUUUUUACAGCUGGCAAAUGAAAAGUUUUCAAGUUAUAAGCUGUAUGUUGUUAAAGGGAAGAGGCUGUUAUUUAAUACAUUCGAAGGGAAUCGCACAAGACAAAUACAGCGUCUUUUAAGAGCAAUGGAAUUGAAAAGAAGGUGUUCACAGAUACCUAUAAAUGAUGCUAUUCAAGCAAUAACUACAGAGCAAAUGAGUAGUGGAAAUUGCUUAGGAUACAGAGCUAUGACAAAGCGGUUACUUUCUAAACAUGGAUUACGUAUACCAAGGGACACGGUUGCACAUUUGCAGAAAAUCAUCGCCCCGGAAGGAGUAAAUGAUAGAAAGCACCAUAGAUUUACGAGACGUUCUUAUAUAAACAAGGGCCCAAAUUACUUAUUACACAUAGAUGGUUACGACAAGAUAAAACCUUAUAGAUUUGCCAUUCACGGAGCGAUAUGUGGAUAUUCUAGAAGAAUUCUUUGGCUACAAGUUGGAAGAACAAAUGUUAAUCCUAAAGUUGUAGCAGGAUUUUUUCUACAAUGUCUCCGAGAAAUAAAAGGUGUUCCACGUUGUGUUCGAACUGAUAGAGGAACGGAAAAUUCUGAAAUCGCCAAAUGGCAAAUGGCAUUUCGAUGGAAUCACCAAGACGAUAUGGCAGGAGAACACAGUUUUCUGAUGGGAUCAUCACCAGCUAAUCAGAGAAUCGAGCGAUGGUGGUUAUCAAAUAGGCAAGGCGGCGGCCAAUUCUGGAUUGCUUUUAUGAAAGAUCUUCAGGAUACAGGGAUAUUUUCAAGUGCAAACCACUUACAAGUAGAAUGCUUGCGCUUCUGCUUCACUGGUUUAAUUCAAAAGGAUUUAAAUCAGUGUAGGCAAGACUGGAAUCAGCACAAAAUUCGCCAAACAAGGCAAGCUGAAUCACCUGGUGGAAAACCUGAUUUACUGUAUUACAUACCAGAACUUAGUGGUGCAGUUGAUUACAAAACAGAAAUAUCUGUACAAGACAUCGACGAAGCGAUGCAGUACUGUGAAUUCCCAAGACCGAGUGGAUGUUUGGAAGAAUUCGAUCAGAUCUGCACUAAUCUAAUGCAGCAACAUGCAAAAAGUUAUCCAAAUGAUCCUUAUGAGGCAUUAGACUUAUACAAUUGGUUGCUUGCCACUGUAAUUGUGUAA